CCGGUCAACAAGAUGGCGGCGCCUCUCUGAAGCCUCUGGAGGGGCCGGAAUUACAACUGUGUUCAAGGGGGGGGGAAAAAUGUCAUCUCCCUUCUCUUCUCUCAGCAAGAUUCGUAGAAUGCCACUUCAGCUGCAGCCAACAGAGAAAAAGGCAGGACCACUCCCGAUAAAUAUCCAGAAUGAAGAUGAAGCUGCUAUGAUGGAUGAAAUUCUAGGGCCAGGAGCUCAAAUUCCAGUACAAAUUAAUUUGCCUUCUUGCUCAAAUGGAGCUACAGCACAAUCAACCACUUUUGGGAACGCUCCGACUGAUAUGGAGUUGAUGACUUCUAUGAUGCAGAAGAUUGCUUCUUUGGAGCAGAAAGUCAAGAGCCAAGCACAAGCCAUCCAAGAAAAGAAUAAGAAGAUCAGAGAACUUGAGGAGCAGAUCAAAACCCUUCAGAAGAGAACAGAAAAAGCGUCAUCAGGGGCAACCCGAGUUGAGGAACUGGAAAUGUUAUGCCUUCAGCUGCAACGUCAGGUCUGGGAAAUGGAGCGGUUUCUGAAUGACUAUGGAUUGAUCUGGGUCGGGGAAGACCCAGAUUCUCUGAGAGAUCGUGAGUCACCAGAGGAAGGAGAGAGUUUGACAUCAAGGACUUUUUGGAAACCAGGCGAAGCCAUCAUUUCUGAAACCCCAAUCAAUUUUGAUUUGAUUUUCAAAAAUCUGAAAGAUUUGAACCUGCUGGCUGGGGAAGGUGUGUCCCAAAUCAAACACACGACAGGUGGAGCUCGGUUGAAGCGCUUGGAUUCCGUUCCGAUCACCUUCUAUCAGAAUGGGAUUGUCAUGUUCAAUGGGCCUUUUCGGUCAUAUGAAGAUCCUUCCACUCAGCGUUGCCUGCGAGAUAUCAUGGAUGGCUUUUUCCCGUCUGAACUGCAAAGCCGUUACCCCAAUGGUGUCCCAUUUCAGGUCACCAACAAGACAGAUGUCUUCUUCCAGGAAAGGAAACGGCCAGGGUAUUUUCCUGGCUUUGGCCAGGCUGUUGGGCGUUCCAAACCAAGUGGCAUAAAGGAGACAAAUGAAAUCUCAGGUCCCAAGCUCACCAUGGAACAAUUUUUGAACAAACUUCCAAAGUCACUGGUUCGAGAUGGGCAAGUGAUAGAUAUCCGGGAAGAUCUUAAAAAGACCCUUCAGGGCCUGGAUGGAGCACAAAGCCACGAAGUAGUUUUGGUGGAGACGCCCAGCCUCACAGCACUGAGGAAGAGACUGGAAGGGAAGCAGAAGACAGAGGGGCCUGACGGCAACAUUUCAACUCUUCGGAUAAAGUCGGAGGAUGGAGAGAAGACAUACAUUGUCAAAAUGUCCUUCGCGGAGACUAUUGGAGACUUGCGACAACAUCUUGCUCAGAAUAGGGGCGAAGCGCUGGAGCCCUAUGAGAUCCUCACCACGUUUCCCCUUCGGGUAUAUAACGACAAUGCCGUGACCCUGGAGGAAUGUGGGCUGGUCCCCAACGCAUUCCUUCUGCUGAGGAAAAAACUCUCUCCCAGCAAAGCAGGCGGGGAAUAGCUGUAAUGGUUCACAGUAGAUGAUGCAUCGGAUUUUGGCUGCCAUUCAGCUAGGAUGUUGUGUGCCUUCUUCUCCUUCUCCAAGGUAACUGCUCGGAUACGAGCCAAAGGCCUUAACUGUAUGAAAGCAGACCCAGGGAGGAAACAAGUAAAACUUGUAGUUCCAGCUACACAGGUUAGAACUAGCCACUGUAUUCUGCCUGAUGCCCCACCCCUCCCUUGUCCCCCAAGUAAACAAGCCAGGGCAAACAUACUAAAGGAAUGUUGAAUGGCUUACAUAGAGAGCAGUGUUUCGUAAACAUUACACUGUGGACUUCAACUCCCAGAAUUCCCCAGCUUUAUGCAACACUUUUCUUUCCGAUCCUGACACAGGCAAAGACUUUAGCCCUUACUCGUCUCCUUCUACUCAGCCAGGAAGGAACUGAAAUAAAUUGGCCUUUAUUACCAUUCCUUUAGGAACGUUCAGUCUAUUUCCGCAAGAAAAACAGUUGGGCGGUCAGUGCCCAGCUGGCAACUUCUUGAACAUCUAUUUCCGCAAGAAAAACAGUUGGGCGGUCAGUGCCCAGCUGGCAACUUCUUGAACAUCUAUUUCCGCAAGAAAAACAGUUGGGCGGUCAGUGCCCAGCUGGCAACUUCUUGAGCAUCGUAAAGCUUUUGUAAAACACAAUACCCAUUUGGGGCAUCACCCCUGCCAGGCAAGAUAUGGCACCGUUUUCUUUGUACUCCCAACUGUUGUAAAUCCUAAGCAGGAAAAGCAGACAUUUCUGGAUCCUGUUCUACCCUAUAAGGACAUCCUGAAAAUCAUCAAAGGGGACCAGAGAGCUGAGGGAGAGCUUUGUCUCUGUGGGCAGAUUUAAAGUAUGGAGCAGACAAGUACCCGAAGCCAAGGAGAACCAGAGUGGUCCAGCUAUUUAUUUAUUUUUUCCCCUGGAACAGCUGCAAGUGCUAACUACGAGCUUUCCUCAGUUGUGUCUCUCUGGAUGUCACAAAUUUAGCUCCCAACUGCCCCCUACUCCAUUUCUUUUGGUUCUUCCAGUUAGGAGAUUAUGAGAAUCAACAUAUCUGAAUAGGAGUUGAGUGGGAGUGACCGAGUGCAAUAAUGCAACCAGUUCCGGGCAACUUCCUUCUCAUUGUUUGUCUUGUCCUUCAACAGAAAGCGUUUUAUGACUUACCUAACUAAGCCUUUUAUUACUCAUUGUAGCUAUUACUGUAGGUAAAAUGAGGUAUUCAGAUAGUUUGUUAAGUCCAAAAGUAAGCUUAUUUUUUACUGUUGUCCCUAGUUUUUUGCCCACUGGGUCCCAUUUUUUGAACAGGUUAAUUUCCCUAUCCUUUUAUAGAAUUCUUUAUUGGCCAAGUGUGAUUGGACACACAAAGAAUUUGUCCUUGGUGCCUAUGCUCUCAGUGUACAUAAAAAGCCAAGAUACAUUCAUGAAGAAUCAUAAGGUACAACACUUAAUGAUAGUCAUAGGGCACAAAUAAGCAAUUGGGAAACAAUCCAUCUCAAUAUAAAUCGUAAGGAUACAAGCAGCAAAGUUACAGUCAUGCAGUCAUAAGUGGGAGGAUAUGGGUGAUAGGAACGAUGAGAAAACUAAUAGUAAUAGUAAUGCAGCCUUAGUGAAUAGUUUGAGUGUUGAGGGAAUUAUGUUAUCUAUUUGGAUGAAGACUUGAAGCAUUAAGCAACGGGCAUCUUCUGGGUCUUUGUAGAGGUUCAGAAGAAGGCAGGCUAGAUUUCUUCAGCAUCCACGUCUUCUGCCAAUACCCAGUAUUUCCUCCCUUGGGGUUUGGACCAUCCAGAAUUAUAGCAGGGUAGGGAUUGAAUUAUGCAUUAGAAUUCCUCUCCUUGUAGCAGCAGUUCCUUUCAUGCAGAAAGCUACAUGAGCAAAUAGAAGGCUUUAAUAAUUAAAAACACAUUUUGCCAGCAACGGCAUCUAUAGUGGUAUGGUGUUAUAUAAGCCCAGGCACUGUGUGUGCAAGGCCUUUCUGACCAGGAGGAAUAUCUUAAAACAUUCCUCCUAAGCCUGCCACAAAGUUGCAGAUAUGUAUUCAUUACACAA
Molecule: messenger RNA, 3593 nt
Organism: Ahaetulla prasina
Lineage: Eukaryota; Metazoa; Chordata; Lepidosauria; Squamata; Colubridae
Gene: UBXN11
Product: UBX domain protein 11
Exons: 15
Coding region: 80-1540 (486 amino acids)
Biological process (GO): proteasome-mediated ubiquitin-dependent protein catabolic process
Molecular function (GO): ubiquitin binding
Source: RefSeq, a predicted model, not a curated record